UACGUGCAUCUCAUGACUGCCCAUCUUUUUCCCAAACUCCAAAUCUUCCCCCGUAAAAAGGGCUAUUUCGUUUUUCUACAGUGAGAGAACAAAAAAACAAAACAAAAAAGCAUAAUUUUUUCUUCUUUUCUUUUUUGUCAAAAUAUCUAGAGCGAGACAACACAAGCACAAUACCAUCAACACCUUUAUCUUUCUCUUAUUUUACCAAUUUGUUAAUGAUUUUAUGAUUUAUUCUCCGAGAAACAAAGAGGGAGAAGUAUUCUGUGUGUUCAUGUGUGAGAGAAAGAGACUACCGCUAAAUAUGGCUGAGAUUUUUCAAGGAAAAACACGAAAAAAAUGGGUGAUAGUGAAGAAAGUAAUACUGAUGUGAUGCAAAGGAUUCAAUCUUCAUUUGGAACAUCAUCAUCUUCAAUCCCUAAGCAACCUUUAUCAAUGAAUCAUCUUGAGAUGUCUCAGUUGAAUACUAAUCAAAUGAGGUCUGCUAGGCAUUUCUCUCACUUUGGCCAAAACUUUAAUGGUAGUGGUGGCGGUGAUGGUACUAAUAAAAGAGUUGGUAUCCCUCCUUCACACCCUAACCAGAUCCCACCCAUUUCGCCUUAUUCACAGCUCCCUAUGUCCCAGCCUUCGAUUCACCAAUUGGGUUCUCAGGGUUUUAGUCCGGGACCGACUCAUUCCCGGUCUUUGUCGCAGCCCAAUUCGUUUUUUUCUUUUGAUUCAUUGCCCCCUUUGAGCCCUGCCCCUUCUCGUGAUUCUUCGUUUAUGGCAGUUUCGGACCAGAUCACUGAUUUGUCUAUUGAAGAUAGGGAUGUUGCUGCGCAUUCGUUGUUGCCACCCACACCUUUUUCCAAGGGUAGUACUCCACGGGUUGGAGAGAGUUUACCUCCUCGAAAUAAACAUAGGCGGUCUAAUAGUGAUAUUCCAUUUGGAUUUAAUACCAUAAUGCAAUCUUCUCCGCCUCCGCCCGUUGCAUCAAGGGGUGGUGGUUUGGAGCGAUCACUGUCUUGUAUGGGGAAUUCGGGAGUGCCUAGGUCAGCUCAGUUGGUGAAAAAGGAGACGAGCUGGGAAAGAGGCAACAAUGGCAAUGCGGAAGGAACGGAUGAGUGGAAAUCGGAAGGGGAAGUUGUGGAUGAUUUGUUUUCUGCAUAUAUGAAUUUAGAUAAUAUGGAUUCCUUGAACUCUUCUGAUAAGAACAACGGUAAUCAUGAAGAUUUGGACAGCAGAGCAAGUGUAACAAAGAUCACUGGAGGUGAUAGCAGUGAUAAUGAAGUGGAAAGCAGUGUGAACGAGAGUGGGAAUAGUGCAUCACGAGGUGGAAUGAAUUCUACGGAGAAGAGGGAAGGGAUCAAAAGGAGUGCAGGAGGACACAUUGUUCCUUCUUCUAGACAUUAUAGAAGUGUUUCCAUGGAUAGUUUCAUGGGGAUGUUGAACUCCAGUGAUGAGUCGCCAAAACUACCACCUUCACCCGGAACUCGUCCAGGACAACUCUCACCAAGCAAUUCAAUUGAUGGAAAUUCAGCUUCCUUUAGUUUGGAGCUUGGAAGUGGUGAGUUCAGUGAGGCUGAAAUGAAGAAAAUUAUGGCAAAUGAGAAGCUUGCGGAGAUUGCAAUGGCUGAUCCAAAGCGUGCAAAGAGGAUUUUGGCUAAUCGUCAGUCAGCUGCCCGUUCCAAAGAAAGGAAGAUGCAGUAUAUUUCAGAAUUGGAGCACAAGGUUCAGACUCUGCAGACCGAAGCUACCACAUUGUCUGCUCAACUAACACUUCUACAGGUGGAUAAUUUAGAACACAGAAUGUUAUUUAUAUUUCCUAUUCUUCUUUACCUUAUCCUCAACUUUAAAUUGAUGCAGAGAGAUUCUGUUGGCCUUACAAACCAGAACAAUGAGUUGAAGUUUCGUAUUCAGGCCAUGGAGCAACAGGCACAACUUCGUGAUGCUCUAAACGAAACAUUAACCGCGGAGGUCCAGCGGUUAAAGCUUGCUACUCGAGAGCUAGGCAGUGAAGCUGAUCCGACUAAGGGUAUGGUCUUGCAGCGACUUCCUAACCACCAGAUGUUCCAGCUACACCAGCAGCAGCAGUCUUCCCAGCUUAACAUUGGCCAUCAGUUCCAGAAGCAGCAGCAGCAAUCCCAACAGCAGAACGGGAACACAAUGACUAAAUCAGAGUCGAAUCAGUAGCUCGUGACUGCUCAAAGAGUUGGAAAGUCACAGCGUGAAUCUCACUGUAUUGUUAGUUUCUUCAUCUGCAUCCAUUCAUUUGGUUUUCGUCUCCGAGUUCAACUAGUUUGGAGUUUCAUGGUUGUGGUAAAGUUCAACCUGCGUUGGAUAUAAUAUCCAUCUCGGAAUAAAAGUAAAAUAUAUAGCAAAAACAAUCAUAUAUGAUAUGUAGUCAUAGCUUUUACUUAUUUGUAGUAGAUAAUUAUAUUGGAAUCGGAAUGUAAGCAUUAAGCUGACAUGUAUUAACAUAAGAAGAUUUGGUUUAUCCGGUUUGUUCUAUCAGUUGGGUUAUGUUUCAUUUCAGACU
This is a messenger RNA of Hibiscus syriacus, 2515 nucleotides long. RefSeq lists its product as uncharacterized. Lineage: Eukaryota; Viridiplantae; Streptophyta; Magnoliopsida; Malvales; Malvaceae. Gene Ontology annotation, cellular component: nucleus. Gene Ontology annotation, biological process: regulation of DNA-templated transcription. The record is from RefSeq and is a predicted model, not a curated record. The transcript has 4 exons. Gene Ontology annotation, molecular function: DNA-binding transcription factor activity. Bases 337 to 2169 code for a protein of 610 amino acids.